Symbiodinium sp. CCMP2592 is the source of this 2019-nucleotide messenger RNA. The record is from the annotation of a GenBank genome assembly. Lineage: Eukaryota; Dinophyceae; Suessiales; Symbiodiniaceae.
AUGGCUAUGAAACGCAUCGCUGGAAUCAUUGCGCUUGCGGAUGCAAACCCUUCCCUUAGGCGGACCAACAAGUACGACGAAGAGAUGGAGUACUGGGUCGACACCAGGACCCAUGGAACCAGGGGCACCAAUGAAGUUGAGGGCGUUCGGGACUCUACAUCUGCAAAGGGCAAGGUUGACAGCCUAGCGGACUCCAGCAAGCCUGAAGACUUGGACAAGGGCUGGAAUCAUGAGGAACAAGCACCAGGUGUUGUGAAGGACAGCCUUCAACGACAUAUGAACGAGGCCGUCACUUCGAGGGAUAAGCUGAACAAGUUCAUGGAGCGCUUGGAUGUUGCUGAUGCAUCGGUCUCUGCCUCUGCGAAGCAUGUGGCCACCGUUGCCAAGGCCUUUGCGACCGAGGCCAAUCCGUGCUUGGCUGAUAUGGCUAAAGCACCCUUGAAUGAUGCUGAGAAAACAUUGCAAAUUAUGCUUCGAAAGUGGGACCUUACUCUGAAUGUCCCGUGGACAUAUAUUGACCUGUGUGACACGUGCUCUGUGCCGAUGCUCCGACCAACGGAUUAUCUUGCUACUUUGGUGGAGAAGGGCUACCUGCACAAACUGCUAGGCUCCUCGCGACUUCGAGAAUUCUGGACUAACUACAAAAAGGAGGAGCCGAAUCAUGAAUUGUUCGAGCACGACUUCGUGGACUAUGACAACUUGGUCCCUCUUUAUAUCCAUGGAGACGGUGGGAGGACCUAUCGUCGUGACGAGUUGAUGGUGAUUGCUUUUCAGCCCAUUUUGGGCCUGGGGACCCGUCUAUCCCAUCCACAGAAGUUGACAACUGCGAAACUUGGAGUAAAUCUGAAGGGGCACUCCUUUACAACGAGGUUCUUGGUUGGGGUCAUGCCGAAAAGCGUAUAUAAAGACAAUCCUGAAAGAUUCGACAACUUCCUCACAGCGACAAUGAAGGACUUCGAGCAACUUUAUUUUCGAGGCAUGGAUAUUGGAAACGGUCGUGUGCUGCGCUUUAUCCCUUUGGGGCUCAAAGGGGACCUCCCCUUCUUAUCGAAGAGUGGUCACCUGACCCGCACCUUCCUACACAUUCGCAAGGGGCCUGAGGGCCCCAAGUCGAAACCACUCAAGGGCUGCUGUUGGCUUUGUCUUGCUGGUUCUGCACAGUUUGACUUUGAGAAUUUGGGCUACAAUCCGGAAUGGCUUUCAACAACUGGCCCAAAGAAUCCGCCGCCAUGGGAUGCUGUACCGGCUUUCUUUGACCAUGUGCCACAUGUGGUGCAGGACAAGGCAUCCUUUUUUACGUUGGACUUGCUUCACAUAUACCAUCUUGGUGUGGGCCGCGAUUUUGGGGGGAGCGCCCUUGUUGUGGCCCUUGGUGUGUAUGGCCGUGGGUCCGUCCCGGAGGCGCUCGAGGACUUGAAUGCUGACCUGCGAUGUUUCUUGAAGUCCAGUGGAAAGUCUGUCCACUUCCGCUCUCUGACGCGGGACCUUCUCGGUUUCCCAUCAGAAGGCGCAUUUCCUUGUGGACAUUGGAGCAAAGCGAGUGAUACACCGAUCUUGAUCGACUUCGCUGCCUGGGUCCUGCAGCAGCGGGGUCCGGGCGGCGUACGCUUGCAUUCGAUUUUGAUAUCUGCAGCUGGUGCAAUUGGGCUUUUUAUGAGAACCCUCCUUCGGGGGGGGCUUUGGCUUGACAAUGACGAAGCCGCUGCUGCCGGCCGAUCAGCCAUGCACUUUCUUGCCUGUUAUCAAAAGGCUGCUGAAAUAUGCUUUCAGGCCAACACUUGCCGCUUCAACCUUGUGCCGAAAUUGCAUUGCCUUCACCAUGUGGCACUGUCGCUGUGUACCAAAGCUGGGUCUGGUCUUUCGGCAACGUUGAAUCCACUAGCGCAAGCGACGUUUCAAGAUGAGGACUACAUCGGACGCGUUUCACGCUUAUCACGCAGAGUCUCUGCACGGAAGCUCUGCUUACGAACGAUACAGCGGUAUUUGGUCGCGACUCGAGUCGAGCUGGAUGCCGAGUGA